Messenger RNA from Nanorana parkeri, 7127 nucleotides. It is a transcript of the gene NBAS, whose product is annotated as neuroblastoma amplified sequence. Lineage: Eukaryota; Metazoa; Chordata; Amphibia; Anura; Dicroglossidae. Gene Ontology annotation, cellular component: endoplasmic reticulum membrane; Dsl1/NZR complex. Gene Ontology annotation, biological process: retrograde vesicle-mediated transport, Golgi to endoplasmic reticulum. The coding region runs from base 3 to 7127 and encodes 2374 amino acids. The record is from RefSeq and is a predicted model, not a curated record. The transcript has 55 exons. Gene Ontology annotation, molecular function: SNARE binding.
GCAUGCCAGGAGUAAACAUGGCGGCGCCUAGUGAUCUGGCAGACAGCGGGAGUACCGAAGAGAAUAUCCUAUACGAUCUUCUGAUAAACACCGAGUGGCCGCCGGAGCCCGAUGUCCAGCCUCGAGGUAAUCGUGAACAUGGAGCGUCGUUUGUCCUCACAAAGGCCAUUACAGGUCCAGCAUUGUAUAUGCUACAGUACAUCUGGUACAGCCCAGCAAAAUUCUCUCUCCCUUUGGGGCUUGUGCGCUUAAUCCAUAAGCAGAUCAGCUGGCAGCUUGUUCUGACAAGUAAUGGAAAGCUUUUGGCAGCAGUUCAGGACCAGUGUGUGGAAAUUAGGUCUGCAAAAGAUGACUUUGGCUCAGUUAUAGGAAAAUGUCAAGUUCCCAAAGACCCAAAUCCUCAGUGGCGAUGUGUGGCAUGGAGCCAUGACUGCACGUUAGUGGCUUACGGUGAGAGCACAGGGACCGUCAGACUGUUUGAUCUCACGGGAAGUGAGCUCUUUGUCAUUCCACCGCAAACCAGCUUCCCUGGGGACCUGAGUUAUGCGAUUGCUGGUCUGGUCUUUCUAGAGUACAAAGCAAGCGCACAGUGGUCAGCCGAACUCCUGGUGAUCAAUUACCGCGGACAGCUGAAGAGUUACCUAGUCAGUGUUGGUGCCAACCAAAAUUUUCAAGAAAGCCACAGCUUCAACUUUGGAUGUCAUUAUUUCCAGGGAAUCUCCUCUGUGGUUUACCACACCGGGCACAGGCUUUUGCUAGUCGGAGGCAGCGAGACAAAUGAAGAUGGAGUGUCUGUAUCAACGCAACGUGGGCUGACAGCCUGGAGGGUGCUCUCCGGCUCCCCCCACUACAAACAGGUCACUAAUUAUGAGGACGACGUGGGCACGGCGCUGAAGAGAAAAGGAUUCUGGAGGAUUAUUAAGGCACGAUUAUCUAGCAGACACGGAACUGAACAGGAUGGAAUUUUUAAGAUGAGUCUCUCCCCGGAUGAAACACUCCUGGCUGCUAUCCAUUUCUCGGGUAAACUGUCUGUCUGGGAGAUGCCAUCCUUGAGGCUGCAGGGAGAGUGGGCUCAGAAUGAGCAGCCCAGCUAUGAUGAGAUCAACCCUGAUUGGAGGAGCUCUGUGGAGAAACGGAAAAAGAUGAAAGAUAAAGAAUCCUAUUAUGCGUUGAUGGACAUAAAUUGGUGGGCGGACAGCGCUGUGAUUUUGGCUCGUUGCUCCGGUUCUCUGACUGUGUCCUCUGUGAGAACUUUAAAAAAUUUGCUGGGGAAGUCCUGCGAAUGGUUUGAACCCUCUCCACAGUUGACCGCCGCUCACGAUGGAGGCUUUCUUGCCCUGGAGUGUGAGGUGAAAUCGGUCCCCAAGAGGUCUCGCCUGGAGAGCAGAACGGGAGAAGACGAGUAUGGCGAUGAAGAUUCUGACUGCGAUGAGGAGAUGUCCGCCAAAGCCAGAUACUUCGCUUAUAUCAAACAAGGACUUUACUUUGUCACAGAGAUGGAACGAUUUGCUUCUCCUCGCAAACGUCCUCGCACCAUCACUAAAACCUACCGGCUCGUGAGCCUGAGGUCAACAACUCCAGAGGAACUCUACCAGAGAAAGAUCGAUAAUGAAGAGUAUGGAGAAGCUUUGUCAUUGGCUCAUGCCUAUGGCCUGGACACGGAUCUGGUCUACCAGAGACAAUGGAGGAAGUCUACUGUUAAUGUAGCCACUAUUCAGGACUACCUGAGUAAGAUAAAGAAGCGGUCCUGGGUUCUACACGAAUGUCUUGAACGGGUUCCUGAGAAUGUGGAUGCCGCCAAGGAACUGCUAAUGUUUGGCCUGAAAGGGACAGAUCUGGAGGCCAUGAUUGCCAUUGGGAAAGGAGAAGAUGGUGGAAGAUUUAUUAUACCUGGGGAUAUAGACAUUGAUGAUGUUGCAUAUGAAGACUUCCUUUCUCCAGAAGAAGAAGCAGAAUACAGAAAAGAGAAAGAAGACCAGAGGAGGAAAGACCUUCUUCAGCUGGUGGAUUUUGACAACCUAACACUUGAACAGAAGGAGAUCUGCCGUUGUAGGCUAAAGUUACUGACAUACCUAGAUCGCCUGUCUACAUAUGAGGAGAUCCUCGGGGGGCCUGAGGCAGCGGAGAGGAGAUACGACGCCGACUUCUUCAAGAAGUUUAGAAACCAAAAUAUCGUGCUGUCAGCAAGAACAUAUGCUCGGGAAAGCAAUGUACAGGCCUUGGAUCUUCUGUUCACCUUCCACGGCUCUGAUCUGCUUCCUCAUCGCCUUGCCAUUCUUUCUAACUUUCCGGAGACCACAUCCCCCCACGAGUACGCCUUCCUGCUCCCUGAAGCUAGCUUUGAAGAUGGCGAGCUUAAGAUUGUCGCAUGGAACGAGCAGAAGCACCGUGACAGAGACUGGUGCGAGGAACCCCAGUGCAAGUUAAUGGUGGAACCCAGUUUACCAGACUUGGCUGAAUUUCUAUAUGAGGAACAGCCUGAAUUACUGGUGCACAGAACAGACAACUUAUCAAUUGAUACAGUGACAAAAUGGUACUGGAAUCGAUCAGAGGAGAUUGAAAAUUAUGCCAGACAGGUGGAUGGCGCCCUCUCCUUGGUGCGUCUGGGAAAGGAGAAGAGAAUACCGGGCUUGCAGCUGCUGACUGAUGACUUGGUCACAUUGGAGACUCUUGCUUAUGAAGCGAAUUGUGAUGUAUCAUUAACUCUCAAGGAUCUGCAGCAGAUCAAGGACAUCGACAAGCUGAGACUUCUUAUGGAAAAUUCCUCAGGAGAUCAGUACGUGAAGAACGCCUACCAGUGGAUGGUCCCCUUCCUCCAUCGCUGUGAGGCUCAGACCCCGGGGUCAGCUAAUCCUCUCCUAAAAGAAUACAUAGUAACCAUGGCCAAGGAUGACCUCAAGUUUCCUCUGAAGAUCUUUCAGAAUUCUAAACCCGAUUGGCCGCAGAAGCUAAUUCCUAAUCAGGACCAGCUUAUGGUCAUAGCUCUGGAAUCCAUCUACACUUGUGAGCGAGAUAACCAACUGUCCCUCUGCUAUGACAUUUUGGAGUGUUUGCCCCAGAGGGGUUAUGGCUCAGAGACAGACAUAACAAAAUCCUUGCAUGACAAGGUGGAUCAGCUGGAACAAAUCCUCAGUGUGUCAGAGAUCUUGGAGAAGCAUGGACUGCAGAAACCCAUAUCAUAUGUCAAAGAGACCCAGUCAAGUGUGGAAGAUGCUCACAAGCUGAUUGUACGUCUCACCCGUCACACUGGUCGAAAGCAGCCUCCAGUCAGUGAGAGUCACUGGAAGGGUCUCCUUCAAGAUAUACUGGAAAUGCAGCAGAAUGUGUACAAAUGCCUGAGUGCUGAUGUCUGCUAUGAGAUUUUUGCAGAUAGUUUGCUGUGUUCGAGUCGCAAGGAGAACAUCCAGCUGGCUGGGCAUAUGAUGCAUUGCAAUGUGACUUCCAUAGACCUCCCUGUAAGCAUCAGCUCUAAAGGCAAAGUGAUGUAUAGAGUGAAUUAUGAGAAGAGUGUAGAGCUGGUGCUGGCUGCCAGUAGAGAAUACUUCAACUCAUCUGCUACCCUCACAGAUACCUGCAUGGACCUUGCCAGAAGCUGCUUACAACUGAUCACUGACGGCCCUGACACCAUUCAGGAGGAGUUAGAUUUGAUUCGAUCUUUAAGUUAUUUAGAAGAGUUUGGAGUAAAGAUUCUUCCUCUACAAGUGCGUUUGUGUUCGGAUCGCCUUAGCCUCAUCAAGAAGUGUAUUUCUCAGUCUUCCACCAGCUACAAGCAGGCACCCAAGCUUCUGUCGCUGGCUCAUCUAUUGAGGGUUGCAGGAAAUGAAGAGAUGGAGAGGAAAGGUCAAGUUCUUACACUUUUAGCUGAGCAAGCGCUUCAGUGCCAAGAUUACAAGGCUGCCAAUGGGCACUGCCAAGAACUCAUGGUCACAGGGUACAGUAACAGCUGGGAAGUGUGCAGUAAACUGGGACAGUGUGAGAACUAUGAUGACCUGGGAACACGGCAAGAGCUUAUGGCAUAUGCUUUGACUCAUUGUCCUCCAUGUGCCAUACAGGCAUUGCUUUCUUCUAGCAGCUCCUUACAAACACAGAUUCUCUAUCAAAGAGUAAAUUACCAGAUUCAGCCGGGUGAUGGAGACGGGAUGGUGAAUUCACAACACUUUGGACCUGCUGUGCCUGCUGCCAAAGACACCUGUCCGGCUGAUUUAAAGGCUGCUUCUGCCCCGUCUGUGGAUUUGCUGCAUCGGACAACAGCCACAACAAUGAAAGUCAUCACUAACACAACCCUAACGACUAAAGCUGUGUUGCAUGCGGUCAGUGAUGGACAGUGGUGGAAAAAGUCACUAACAUACCUGCGUCCCCUGAAUGCUCAGGAGCAGAGCGGCACACCAAAGGAUACCAAGGGAUCGAGCGCAGCAGGAGUUAAUCAGGGCUGCCAUCCUUUUUAUGAGUCUUUAAUUGUCAAUCCUUUUAUUGCUGAAGGUGGAGCUUCAUACACGACAUACCAGCACAGUUCCCAGGAAAGCUUUGCCGAGGUGCUCCUGAGCACAGGAAAAUUAGCCGAGACAAAGAGCGAGGGGGACAGCCUGUUCCCAGCAACAGAAGUUUUGCUGCAGCUGGCGAGUGACACUUUGCCGAACGACCUCACUCUGUCUGUGGCCUAUCUGCUCGCUCUUCCACAGGUCCUAGAUGCCAACAAGUGCUUUGAAAAGCAAUCGCAUUCAGCUCUGUCUCUCCAGCUGGCAGCUUAUUACUACAGCCUGCAGAUCUAUGCCCAUUUGGCACCCUGCUUCAAGGACAAGUGCCAUCCUCUCUACAGGGCCGACCCAAACAUGCUCAUCAAGAUGGUUACCAAAUAUGUGUCCGAUUACGCCAGCUCCAACUGGCCAAUAGAGCUGGUGCCCCUGAUUGAACAGCUGCACUACUAUAAUGAGAGGUUGGUGGACUUCACCCAGGCACAUACCCUGCAGGGUCUUGGAAAAGGAGUAGAUGUGCACAGGUUCUCAACCGACAGCCAGUACAAGACGGAAACCAUCCUGGGUCUAGCUGAGACGCUGGAAGAGAAUGUGUACAAGAUUUCCCUGUCCCUGGCACAGCGUUACCAAGUGCCUCUUUGGGAGGUUUACAUGACACACUUGGAAUACUUGUUCUCUGACAGUGGGUUGGCUACAGCAGAAAUUGAGGCUCGGGCACAAUCUCUCAGACUGUUUGAGACUUUGAAAACUGACCCACAAUUGUUUUAUGAGCACAUGGCGAAAUACGUGUAUCCCACCAUUGAAGGCCGAGACCUUCAGCGGCUACUCUACUAUUAUACUCUCCUGGAGCAGUGCGGCUGUUCCCAGUAUGUUACCCACGCUAUCAAGCCUGAGUGUCACGUGAAACUCCUGAAGAAACUGAAAGCAGUGGCUCAAGGUCUGGAUUACAAAAAGAUGUCCGAGUCUAGUUCAAGCCCUCUAAAAGCUCUGGAGCCCGUCCUCACCAGUCAUAAUGUGUUGGCCAUUUCUAAACUGGCUUCCAGAAUCCCGGAGCUGGAUGGCACCAUGCUCUCUCCCAGCUCUGUGCAUGCUACGUGGCUGAAGAAACUUUUUUGGAAUGGUGACCCUCAACUACUAAAGAAAGUCCCACAAACUGCCAAUGAAUGGAGCCAGGCAUAUGACAUCUGCAAGAAAUACUUUGACAGGCUCAGCCCCAGUGAUAUAAUUGUUUUCACUGACGAGAUCACCUUUUCCUCACGUGCUAUCAGCCAGCUGAGUGUGGAGGCUCGGACGGAGAUGACUAAGAAAAUGAUAGCUACUGUGAAACAAUUUAUGGACAAACAAAAAAAGAAGAAUGCUGGAGAAGCCACAGAAUGGUCCUCUGUCACUUACAGCGUGGCAUCAAGUCAUCUCCAGCAAUCUCUUGCCCAUCUAGAAACACUCAGUCACACCUUUAUUGACCAUCUACGAAGUUUGGACCAGAAUGGUGUGCGGCAAUACUCCUAUUUAUAUGACCUGUCAAGGUCAGAGAAGGAAAAGCUGAGGGAUCUAGCAGUUACAAUGUGUUUAGAUGGACAGCCUGUAGACACCAUUCAGAAGUUACUGGAGGUAGCUGUGGGAGAUUCUGACCUCAGUCCAAAGGACAUUGUUCAGUGUUCAACGCAGAGAAUCAUUGCUGUGCUCAGCGGAGGGAGGUCAGAGUUGGGGGGGGGGGGGGAACCAUUAAAGGUCCUGGAGAGCAUAGUAAGAAAAGUUCACCUGAGCACAGAGAAAGGGGAAAGGCUGGUUUCCUCUGAUGACCUCUUGGAGUGGUUACGGCCGUUCUGCGGUGAUGAUUCUUUGCCGGUGAAGCCCAGGAUAGACGUGCUGCAGAUCCUUGAGAAGGCCUUUAACCUCAGCGAUGAGGACAGCAAGCUGCUUCUGUUUUUCAGAACUCAGACUGUUUUGAAGGCAUCAUGGGCUGAUAAAAAGGUGGAAGUGUCUGACAUUGAAAAUGAAGAGAAAAGAUAUCGCCUCUUUGUUGAGCUGCUGGACAUCAGUCACUCCCGCCAAGAGUUCCAGCACUUAGUUUUACUUCUACAAGCCUGGCCGCCAAUGAAAGGAGCAAGUGUCAUAACACAUAGUCCUUGGGUAAAACUGGUAAAGGCAAUGCUCUCCGGCUGUGAGGCUGAACACAGAGAAGAAACAGCAGCCGAAAUUCUGAAGUUGUGCCGCUCCUUCUACGGCUCCAGACAUGCUUUCUCCGCUGAGUGUGUUGAUGCGAUCUGUACACUGUUAUUAGAGCACUCAAUGCUGUUGACAUCUCUGAAGCUGUUUAUAGAGAGCCACGAUUCCACUCUACAAUCAAAGGCUUUGGAGCUUUUAUCUGCCAUUACCAAGGUCAAUGACUCCAACUGUGACUCUGAAAUCCUCUCCCUGUUGUUGGAUGCCAAGUUGAUGGUAAAAUGCAUAGGCACUGUCUACUACCCACAUCUGGUUAACCACUUACUGGCCAAGCAAGAAGAUGACCCAUGGGAUGUGGAGGAAAUCGCGAAACAGCUUCAUAGUUCUGGACACAAGGCAGAAGCUGGGUCCCUUCUAAUGUCUUACAGGGGGACACAUACCUCUCUCCGAACCUUCAGCUCUGCUCUCUCCAGUCUUAAACGCUGGUUAUAG